AUGGAGUCUCUGCCUCUUCAUCACCGCACAGUACACAAAUGGUCCGCCAUAAUCAACAGAUCAAACACACUUCUUCAGUGCACUGCACUAAUCGCCAUCAUCUACUACAGGGUUUCUUCAUUUCUCUAUCGUACAGACAGUACUCUCUCACUACCCACUCUCCCAUGGCUUCUGGUCUUUGCUUCCGAACUCUUUCUCUUCUUCCUCUCUCUCCUCCAAUCAGCUUUUGGGUGGAGACCCGUCUCACGGACUGUCUACCCGGAGAGAUUACCGGCCGAUGAAGAACUUCCGGCGGUCGAUGUUUUUAUAUGCACUGCAGACCCAAAGAAGGAGCCUCCUGUGGGGGUGAUGAACACAGUUUUAUCGGCCAUGGCUCUGGAUUAUCCGACGGAAAAGUUGUCGGUUUAUCUUUCCGACGAUGGUGGUUCUUCUGUGGUGUUGAAAGCUACUCGUGAGGCUUGGGGUUUCGCAAAGUUUUGGGUACCUUUUUGCAGAAAGUAUAAGAUCAAGAGUAGGUGUCCAGAGGCUUACUUUGCUGGGUUAGGUGGUGAUGAUGGUGAUAACAGUGACUUUGGAGAAGAAAGAAGGACUAUUGAGAGGAAGUAUGAGCAAUUUAAGGAGCGCCUAAGCAGAGCUGCAGAAAAUGGUGAGAUUGAAGAUACAAGUAUCAAGAGUGGUCACCCUCCAGUUGUUCAGGGUGUUAACAUGGGCUGCACAAAGUUGGAGAGAAUAACCCAUAAUAGCACUUGUUUUAGAGGCCCUUCCUUUCCAAAGCAACAUAAUACUUCAGAUUUACUGAACUCUUUACCUGGAAGACUGAGAAGCAUCUGCUCCACUCCACAGAUAAUGCGUGAUGACAUCACUGAUGUACUGGAUUCGCAGCAAGUGGAGAUGCCUCUACUUGUGUAUGUCUCUCGGGAGAAAAUACCAUCUCAUCCACAUCAUUUCAAAGCUGGAGCCCUUAAUGUCCUUCUUCGGGUCUCUGGCAUCAUAAGCAACGCCCCUUACAUACUAGUGUUAGACUGUGACAUGUACUCCAAUGACCCAACAUCUGCUCGCCAAGCAAUGUGCUUCCACCUUGAUCAAAGCAGUUCUCAAUCGCUAGCUUUUGUUCAGUACCCACAAAAGUUCCACAAUAUCAGUACAAAUGACAUCUAUGAUGCCAGUUUGAGAUCGAUAUUCAUGAUAAAGUGGCCUGGUAUGGAUGGGCUUAAAGGGCCAAUGAUGUCUGGAACAGGCUUUUAUAUUAAGAGAGAGGCACUAUAUGGGACUGACAUGCAGAAAGACAAAGAUCCCUUUCAACUCAAACAAUCUUUUGGUCCUUCAAAUGAGUUCAUCAAAUGGCUUAAUACGGGCUGCAAGAAUAAUGGAAUUGACAGAGAGGACUUACUGGACACAAGGCUCCGAGAGGCAAAGUUUUUAGCUUCUUGCACCUAUGAGAAGGAUUCGCAAUGGGGUCAACAGAUCGGAUUCUUGUAUGGAUCUGUGGUGGAGGAUUAUUUUACGGGGUUCAUCUUGCACUGCAGAGGUUGGACUUCGAUCUAUUGUGAUCCUCAGAGGCCAGCAUUCUUGGGCAGUGCUACGACAAACUUGAAUGAUAUGUUAGUUCAGGGCACAAGAUGGAACUCCGGUUUGCUUGACGUUUGUCUCUCAAGGUUUUGCCCCAUUGUUUACGGGUUAUCAAGAAUGUCCAUUCUUGAAACCAUGUGUUAUGCAUACUUGUCUUUUCAGCCUUUCUAUUGUCUCCCUGUAUGGUGUUUAGGUACCAUCCCUCAGCUGUGUCUCUUGAAUGGUAUCCCGAUAUACCCUAAGGUCUCAAGUCCUUGGUUUGUGAUGUUUUCACUUGUUUUCAUAUCACUGCUUGUCAAAUAUUUAUGGGAUGUUCUCUACUCUGGAGGAACAAUCCAGACAUGGUGGAGAGAAUGGCGUGUAUGGAUGAUAAAAUCAGUCACAGCAUAUUCCUAUGGAAGCUUGUAUACUGUCUUAAAGCUUCUUGGUCUGAAAGAAGCCAGUUUCCAGCCAACAAAUAAAGUUGCUGACGAGGAACAAUUUAGACGUUAUCAAAUGGGUGUAUUCGAUUUCCAAACGUCAACUAUGCUGCUUGCACCACUGGUUUCCUUACUUAUUAUAAACAUGGCUUCCUUUACCUGGGGAAUUGCUCGAGUGAUUGUUUCAAGUGGAUGGAGAGAAAUGUUUGGACAGAUCUUUCUCUCGUGUUUCAUCUUGAUUGUGAAUUACCCGUUCAUUGAAGGGAUGAUAUUGAGGAAGGACAGUGGAUGCAUUCCACCUAAUGUCAUUCUAUUAUCAGCUGUGUUUUCUUUGAUCUUCUUGUGUUUGGGUUCUAUUGUUCUCAUGUACACGAUGAUCUGAAUCUGAAGUUCAUAUGGAUGGAGGCUUUCACAUCCUCAAGUCAUUUUAAAUUCUUGUUUUAGCUACAAACUGUGUGAAAAACAAGUAAUGAUUGUCUGAGUUUUGAUAGUGUUGUCCAUUAUCAGAUUGUUGAGUUUUGACAGUGUUGUCCUUGAUCAGAUUGUUUUAUAAAU
Molecule: messenger RNA, 2543 nt
Organism: Ilex paraguariensis (yerba mate)
Lineage: Eukaryota; Viridiplantae; Streptophyta; Magnoliopsida; Aquifoliales; Aquifoliaceae
Source: the annotation of a GenBank genome assembly